GACAUCCCAAAUAUCAGCCAUGGCAUCUCGCAUUGGUUUACGGAUGCAGCUUAUGCGAGAGCAAGUACAACAAGAGGAACAACGGGAGCGCAUUCAGCAGCAGUCAGUGAUGCAUUACAUGCAGCAACAGCAACAAAUGCCAAUGGCUCCAACCCCAGCCAUCAACACGCCAGUUCAUUUCCAAUCACCACCACCUGUGCCAGGAGAAGUUUUAAAGGUUCAGUCCUUCUUAGAAAAUCCUACCACAUACCAUCUGCAAAGGUCACGAGACAAGAAGGUCCAAGACUAUCUGUCUGAAACUUAUGGGAACAAGUUUGCACCGCUACUUGGUGCUCCUUCUCCCAAGCCUCCUCCUUCAGCCUCCCCUGGGGUGAGACCAUGUCAUGUCAUGUCCUCUUCUGCAGGCAACAGCACUCCGAACAGUCCAAUGGCAAUGCUUAAUAUCAGCUCCAAUCCAGAGAGAGAGAUAGAUGAUGUCAUUGAAGAUAUUAUGCAGCUGACAACUACUGUGGGGUGUCUUAAUCCAGAAAUUCAUAUGCCCAAUACUUUGCCUCUAUCCAGCAGCCAUAUGAAUGUCUAUAACAGUGACCUCCAGAUGACGCCUUCUAUGGUGGGCAUUACCAGCAGUUCCUGUCCUGCUGAUCUCACUCAAAAGAGAGAGCUUACAGAUGCUGAGAAUCGUGCCUUGGCUAAGGAACGCCAGAAGAAGGAUAAUCAUAAUCUCAUUGAAAGAAGACGCAGAUUCAACAUUAAUGAUCGCAUUAAGGAACUAGGGAUGCUGAUUCCAAAAGCUAGUGAUCUAGAUGUGCGCUGGAACAAAGGGACAAUCCUGAAAGCCUCUGUUGAUUAUAUCAGAAGGAUGCAGAAAGAUUUGCAGAGAUCACGAGAUCUUGAGAAUCAUUCUCGGCGUCUGGAAAUGGCUAACAAGCAGCUUUGGCUUCGUAUACAGGAACUGGAGAUGCAAGCUCAAGUCCAUGGGUUGCCAACCUCUUCACCCUCCGAUAUGAACAUGGCUGAACUAGCUCAGCAUAUGGUGAAGCAAGAAACCUCUGGAGAGGAGGGGACAGCAGAGCUCUUACAGCAACCGCAACUCCAAGCUGAACCGGAAGCUCAGCACCAGCCUCACUUUGCUCCUCCUCCUCCUCCUCCUCAAUCUCCCUACCACCAACUGAACUUUACUCAUAGCCUGAGCUUUGAUGACAGUUGUAGAGGUUUUCAUGACCCGCUGGACCCUAGCCAAAAUGUCUCUUUUCCCUCCUUGUCCAAGAAGGAGUUAGACUUGAUGCUAAUGGAGGAUACUAUGCUUCCUGUGGCUUCUGACCCCCUGUUUUCCACUGUGUCCCCAGAGGCUUCAAAGGCUAGCAGUCGGAGAAGCAGCUUCAGCAUGGAAGACACUGAUAUGCUGUGAAGAGAAGCCCUCCAAGCAGAUUAGGAAUUCAAUAUGGUUUAUUUGUGAAGUGAAAAUUUCUUCAUUUGACUUAUCUGUUUAGACUUCCUCAAAGACUUACGAGGUUAAUAAGAAAUGGAUCCUGAAUCAGAGAUGGUUUGUGUUCUGAUGGGAAUGGGAGAAUCUUUAGCACAAAGGAUUGUCCAUAGUUCUUGAAAUUUUAAUCCUUGACUUUCUCCUCUGCCUUGAUUUGCCAAAAGUGAACAAUCUGUCCUCAUCUUCCAUGAUUGCACAAUUAAUAUGGUCAGUCUGAUUCCUGCAGACCUCUCCUGUGCCCUGUGCUCUUCAUACUCCAGCCCCACGAAGCCAGUUAGAAUAGUUUCACAACAAUAUGAUUGUGAACAACCUUGGACAUCAAGAUAGCUGUGUACCCUUUUUUUGACAAGCAGCUUUAAUCGAGAUUUGGCAUUCAUAUGUCCAGUAAAGGUCAACUGUGUCUGUUCCCACCUUUUGAUCAACAGGCCAGUGGGAAUGUCUUCAGGUGUGCUUUCAUAUUGGAGUUCUUUUUGGUAUUGAACAGGAACACUCAAUACGCUCUGUAGUGGGGUGGGGAUGUCACUAGUUAACUCUGAGUAGUGAUGGAUAGUGAUUUUUAAUCCUUU
Messenger RNA from Protobothrops mucrosquamatus (brown spotted pit viper), 2049 nucleotides. RefSeq names its product transcription factor EB (gene TFEB). The record is from RefSeq and is a predicted model, not a curated record. Gene Ontology annotation, biological process: positive regulation of DNA-templated transcription; regulation of transcription by RNA polymerase II; humoral immune response. Gene Ontology annotation, cellular component: nucleus. Lineage: Eukaryota; Metazoa; Chordata; Lepidosauria; Squamata; Viperidae. Gene Ontology annotation, molecular function: RNA polymerase II cis-regulatory region sequence-specific DNA binding; DNA-binding transcription factor activity, RNA polymerase II-specific; protein dimerization activity. The coding region runs from base 20 to 1408 and encodes 462 amino acids. The transcript is spliced from 8 exons.